This is a messenger RNA of Limulus polyphemus (Atlantic horseshoe crab), 2349 nucleotides long. Its product is annotated as ras-related protein Rab-8A-like. The record is from RefSeq and is a predicted model, not a curated record. The coding region runs from base 120 to 746 and encodes 208 amino acids. Gene Ontology annotation, molecular function: GTPase activity; GTP binding. The transcript has 7 exons. Lineage: Eukaryota; Metazoa; Arthropoda; Merostomata; Xiphosura; Limulidae.
ACAUUUCUUCGUCUCACAUUUUACCGAUUGCCCAGACCGUCACUUCACGUGUGACGUAAUACCUACCGUCUACACACUGUUGAAAAUCGAUUUGAUCGAGCAACACAGUUGUUAGUAGGAUGGCCGUUGAUUUUACAGCAACGUACAAAAUGUUGGUGCUGGGAGACAGUAAUGUAGGAAAAACGUGCAUUGUUAAUCGCUUUUGUGACGAGAAAUUUUACGACACUUAUAUUUCGACGAUUGGAAUUGAUUUCAAACAAAAAAUUAUCAACUUAGAUGGCAUGCCAGUAAAGCUUCAAAUCUGGGACACUGCUGGACAAGAGAGGUUCAGAACUCUGACAACAGCUUAUUACAGAGGAGCAAUGGGUAUAAUCGUAAUGUAUGACGUCACUAAUAUGGACUCUUUUAAUCAUCUUUCUUAUUGGUUCCGAAAUAUAGAAGAGAAUGCUUCCCCAGAUCUAGUAAAAGUUUUGGUUGGAAACAAGUGUGAUGUCACACAUCUUCGACAGAUUGAAAGAGAGAGAGGAGAAAAAUUAGCUGACAGUUUUAACAUCCCGUUUUUUGAGUGCAGUUGUAAGCAGAACAUCAAUGUUCAAGAGACAUUUUUAGCUUUAGCGAGGCUAGUUCGACAAGAAAGGGAGAGAAGGGCCAGUAAAUUGGACGAACUAGAGAGGCAACAGUGGGAGAAGGGUCAGCUAAAUACGCUCGAGCAGAAUACAACAGGAAACUAUCGUUGUUCUUGUUGAGCAGUUAUAUAUAUAAGCAAACGAGAACAGCAUCGUGUCAAAUCGUUGAAAUACAUAUCUCGAACGGCUUGUGAAAUUGUAUUUAUACAUAUAUAUAUAUAUAUAUUUAAUUUUUCUAGAUGUUUAGGAUAAACCACAUAGUGGAAAUAAUAAGAGCUUAGGUUAUCGUUUUCGAACCAAAAAAUAGCGAAUUGUCUGAAACAUUGGUAGUUUUUGUACGCUUUAUUAUUCGUGGUCGAUUUACAGCUGUUUCAACUGUCUUCUGUAUAUUUCAUGUAUGAUUAACCACGAUGUAUUCUUUUUAUUCGACAGUUAAAUAUAAGCAUCACGUGUAGAUUCGUAUCAAUCAAAAUAGAUGGUGAGAAAUAUCACUUCAAACAACUACAACCAAAUAUAUUUUAUAGUUUAUUUAUUUUCAUUGGUAGCAGAGACUGAUCGUAGGUUGUCGUCACUUCAUCAAUAGCAAUGGUUGUUCACGAGAUCGGUUUCAAGAUAUUUAUAAGUUUAUCUUAUCACCUUGAAUAUACAGUACUGAACGUGAUAUCCGAAAACACGUUACUAUCUACGGGUUAAAAAGAUAUAGUGUUCAGGUACAUUGAAUAUGUAUUAAGAUAAUGAUAUUGAGUUUUAACAGACAGUUUAGAGCUCAACUCUAAUUCGUCGAAAAGCUAAAAAAAAAUUGUUCAUUACAAAGCGGAUAAAUUAUCUUUCUGUAUUUAUAUUCGGUGUAUUUUAAAGCCUUGAAAGAGUUUACUGUUUAUAGAACGACUUUGUGUUACUUGACGAAAUGAUCAAUCAUAAAUUCACUCUUUACAUUUGUUUUCAUUCACGAAUUUUUGGCUUUUUUUUUUGUUGUUUUACAGAACAUUCGUUGCACCACCCAACUAUGAAGUUUGUUUAACAUACUUGUCUUUAGUUUAUUGUGAUGACAUCAGACUUACAGAAAUGAAUUCUAUGUCAGUAAGCACCCACGGAAACAGCUAAUGUGUUUGAAGUUUGUUUUUUUUUAUUGUUGAAAGUUGAUUAUAGAAAACUCCAAAAUCCACUUCUUGUACUAAUAAAUUAUCCGCGAUUGAAACAGAAACGUUGCAUCUUAGUUCAAGUUAAAGCACUAGAAACAACCAUUUAAACGUAUAUGAAAAUUUUCAAUUAUGUAACACAGCUACGAAAGAUAAAAGAAAAAACAGAUGAACAAGAUGACAAAGAUAGUAGUAGUUUAAGACACAUAAUACCGUGUAUUUUAGCUAAAUUAACGAAAAAGAAACUCACACUUUCAGAACAGAAGAUAAUUACAAAUACUAUGAAAAUGGUUUCAACAUUUCCACGUGUCCUCUUUAAUCCUACAGUCUUCCGAGACGAAACGUGUCAACACAGUUUAGAUAAGGCCCGAUCGUGAAUUUCCUUUAAGGACGCACGUGGUUAAGAAACAGCUCAGUUUAAAGUACCCGUCAGGGGUGUUAAAGUUUGUUGCAACUUUUAACAAAUUUUCGUUUUAAAGUAAUUUUCAGUUUUAUAUAUAUUUAAGUUGGUUUCCAGUUCAUGGGGUUGUCAAAGUCUCGUGUAUGGAGAUACAUUACAUUAUAUGAUAGGGUUGUCAAAGUCU